Molecule: messenger RNA, 1044 nt
Organism: Cloeon dipterum
Lineage: Eukaryota; Metazoa; Arthropoda; Insecta; Ephemeroptera; Baetidae
Exons: 4
Coding region: 262-726 (154 amino acids)
Source: RefSeq, a predicted model, not a curated record
AUGGCUGGUCAUUUAUUGUCGCAUUGAUGUAAAUCAAAAGUCAGCGCCAAACUAGCUGAAACAAUAAGGGCUAUAUGACAAGUGAAGCAUGCCUUGUCCUGAUUGGUGCAAGUUGAAAACGCGCGAUAUCCUGUUUCCUGUUUCAGUAGUUUUGCGCGCUUUUCAGUUAAUGGCCACCAAUUUGUUGAUUCGCGGGCUGAAAUUGCGAUUAUUAAUCUGGCCACAUCCUGAAAGAGAACCACUCAAAAGGGCAAUAUCACCAUGAGGAAAGCAAGGACGCGGAUUGACCUGCUAAAGGCUGUCAGGUAUGGUGUAACUUUCAGCCCAAAGAAUGGCCUAAAAGUUAAAGUGGUUGAUGCCAGUUGCGAAGGUGACUUUAUCCGGCCUCGGUCACCGGGAGAUACACUUGAGCUGGUUAUGUUUGUUGGUGAUUUUAAUGAAGCAAUGCGCAAAGAGCGGGAAAUGUGUUUGCAGGAUUGUCAGCUCAAAUUUGCAGAAGCAAGAAAGGCAUAUAUUAAUCAGAAGGCUAGUGAUCUGAUGCAAGCAAGAAAAGUAUUAUUGAAAUCUGCACCCCGAGAUGAUUGUGAGCAUAGUAGCCGGCGAGCACGUCUAUUAGCUGUAGGACCAAAAGUAGGCAAGGUGGAGUGCAUGGCUGAAGGGGCUGGUGAAGUCAGAGAAAGUGGUGAGUGUGUUUCCAAUGUGUUAAAUUGCAUCCUGGAUUUUUAAGGAAUAUUUUUCGACUCUUGGCUUGCUGUAUCAGUGCUAUUAAAAGUCCUUGGCUGUUGGCAGCCCGCAUGACACACGUGUCUCGCCUGUAGUAUCAGCCGGGUUGAGAAAAUUGUUGUAUUUAUUGUUUGCAACCUGUCUAACUGUUCUUAUUUUCAGUUCCCUGUUUUGAGAGGCAGGCGCCGGCCAUGCAAACUGCCUUGAGAAGUGCCAAGUCUGCUGAGAACGACGAGAAGGACGUUGAAAGGUGUGCAGGGCCGUCUGCAAAGCAAGACGGAGAGGCUGAAAGCUGGGCUGAAGGGGCUGGUGAAGUCAGAG